AUGGACCCAACACUUGAUGCGCUGUUAUGUUUGGCCCAGGGCAACGGCAUCUGGGACGAGCGGGACGAGCGCCGGGUAGCUUCUAGUACGGCAUGUACGGACAUGGCGUUGGUGCGCAAGGCUCUUGAGGAGGCGCAUGGCGACGUCGAGGCGGCCAUCGAGCGCGUGAUUGAGGCGCUGGCGGCGGAGCCGGCCGCAACGGCGGAUGCCGCCGCAGCGGCGGUGACGCCGACGGAGCCAAGUGCCUGUACGGCAACAAAUGCACCCGACGAGGCCGAUAGUAGUCAGCCCACAGCUGGCGUGGGUCCUGAGCGCAACGACGGCGCCGCGGGGGCCGACGGCGCAGGUGAUUUACGGCAGGGCAGCGGCGCAGCCGCCGCUGGCCCCUGGCCCAGCUGCGAGGCGAAGAAGCACGAGGGUGGCAGGGAUGGGGAAGGUGGCUGUAGCGACGAGCCGGCGGCGGGAGUCAUGGCGGGCGGAGAGCCGCGCGCUGCCGUCACUGACGGCGCAUUCUGUAUCGUCGACGCCGACGCCACGUCAUCCUCGACAUUGCCGUCCUCGCCACCUCCGCCGUUGGAGGCGGCGACGGCGGCGGUGGCGGCGGCGGGUAAAGGCGUCAGAAUGACGAGCGUACGGAUCGUCGGCGGUAAAACUAAAGCGGCGGCGGCACUCAAGAUAAUCGCCGCCGCGGGCUCGGCGACGGCGGCGUCUAGGCCUAGCAACAACAAGCCUUGCCCUUGCGGAUCAGGCAAGAAGUACAAGGCCUGCUGCGGCCCUGCUGCUGCGGCGGCGGCGCGACGGCGGGCGGCUGCGGAUACGACAUCUGAAGCGGCGUUGACGGAGCAUCAGUCGGACGCGCGAGUGCCGGUAGCGCAGGUUGCUGCGUUGUUAAUCUAG
This is a messenger RNA of Volvox carteri f. nagariensis, 897 nucleotides long. RefSeq lists its product as uncharacterized. The transcript has a single exon. Lineage: Eukaryota; Viridiplantae; Chlorophyta; Chlorophyceae; Chlamydomonadales; Volvocaceae. The record is from RefSeq and is a predicted model, not a curated record. The coding region runs from base 1 to 897 and encodes 298 amino acids.